CCUGUCUCAUGUUUCGGGUCUUCCCGUCAUGAUUACUCGUAUGGACCAUACGACAGUGCGAAAGAUGCUGUAAUGCGGUUACGCUAUCUAAGACCAGCUUUUGAACUGCGGGAACAGUGGUCAUACAACAACCAGAUGUUCAUGGUGGCCUCACACAUCAUCGAAACUUAUUCCGGACAAACCUACACCUCUUUUGUGGAGGAUCGGAUAUUCACGCCCCUAGGAAUGUUCUUUUCCACCUUCUCACCAGAAAGCUGGGAAGACGGGAAAAUUCACACAGGGAUGGACUGGCAGUGGCAGGCUCCUGCCUGAGUGGUUCACAGAAGAGAUGGCGAUGCUGAAGGCCGGUCCAGGUGGUGUAAUCUCGAACGCCAUAGACAUGUGUUGUCGUCGUCGUCCAGU
Suillus paluster is the source of this 402-nucleotide messenger RNA. RefSeq names its product beta-lactamase/transpeptidase-like protein. The record is from RefSeq and is a predicted model, not a curated record. The transcript has 4 exons. Bases 73 to 312 code for a protein of 79 amino acids. NCBI's taxonomy places the organism in Eukaryota, Fungi, Basidiomycota, Agaricomycetes, Boletales, Suillaceae.